AUGCUGGGGGUCUCCAAACGGCGCUGUCGAGAUCCCCAGCCUGCCCUGAGUGUUGGCACCAUGGCUUCCAUCAAUGAAUUGCCCAAUAAUAUCCUCCUGGAGCUGUUCUCCCUGCUUCCAGCCCGGGAGCUCCUGCUCCAUUGCCGGCCUGUCUGCAGCCUGUGGAGAGACCUCAUUGACCUGGUGUCCCUAUGGAAGCUGAAGUGCCAGCGUGAAGGCUUCAUCCCCAAGAAAUGGGGCCAGCCUGUGUCUGACUGGAAGGUUUUCUACUUCCUCUGCAGCCUCCGCAGGAACCUGAUCCGCAACCCCUGUGCUGAAGAAGGCUUUGAGUUUUGGACCCUGGAUGUGAACGGAGGAGAUGAGUGGAAAGUGGAAGACUUGCCUGGGGACCACGGGAGGGUGUUUCCCAACUCCCACGUCAAGAAAUACUUUGUCACGUCUUAUUACACCUGCCUCAAGUCUCAAUUGGUGGACCUGAAAGCUGAGGGAUAUUGGGAAGAGCUAAUGGACCAGACUAGGCCAGACAUCGUGGUCAAAGAUUGGUUUGCUGCCAGACAAGACUGUGGCUGCAAGUAUCAGGUCUGUGUACAGCUCCUGUCUUCAGGGCACGUGCCUCUGGGCACGUUCCAGCCAGAUCCUGUUGCCAUCCAGCAGUGGAGUGAUGCCAAGUGGAGAGAGGUCUCCCACACAUUCUCCAACUACCCACCAGGUGUUCGCUAUAUCUGGUUUCAGCAUGGAGGAGUAGAUACACACUACUGGGCUGGCUGGUAUGGGCCCCGUGUCACCAACAGCAGCAUCACCAUUGGUCCUGAGCUGACCUGA
This is a messenger RNA of Trichosurus vulpecula (common brushtail), 822 nucleotides long. Its product is annotated as F-box only protein 44-like. The coding region runs from base 1 to 822 and encodes 273 amino acids. The record is from RefSeq and is a predicted model, not a curated record. Gene Ontology annotation, biological process: SCF-dependent proteasomal ubiquitin-dependent protein catabolic process; glycoprotein catabolic process. The transcript is spliced from 6 exons. NCBI's taxonomy places the organism in Eukaryota, Metazoa, Chordata, Mammalia, Diprotodontia, Phalangeridae. Gene Ontology annotation, molecular function: protein binding; ubiquitin protein ligase activity. Gene Ontology annotation, cellular component: SCF ubiquitin ligase complex; cytoplasm.